AUCUGGCCCUAGAAUCGUAGUGAAAGCGUGGCGGAAAAUCUUGGCGACGCCUGUCUAAAACCGUAUCACGUCAGCAUGGUGUAACUUUUCCUGCUAACGAAUGCAUCAACGCGAAAGGGGACGCAUUUUAGCGAAUAAUGAAUUCUCCAGGGGAGCUGGAUUGUAAGCAAAAUCGAGAACAUAUUAGUUCCGAAUAUCGGCACCGAUCUCCUAAUCAAUCCAACAAAUCGCGUAAAUCUAUAAUCGACCAAUACAGGGAAUUCUAUCGAAAACCCGGAGUGAUAAUGAAAAAGAAAAAUGGCGUCAACAAACACUCCCUACAACAAACCCUUUUAGCCAUCCACGGGAUACCGUCAUAUCCUUCUAUACGCGCCAACGGUUCGUCCAACCAUAAUCACGUGCCGUCAUCAAAAUCGAAUCCUGGUACUAAUGGCACGACCACGUCUAUGAGCAUGACGCACAGCAAUAGUGCCUCACUUUUGUCUUAUCAUUAUCCCGAUUAUGACUCCGCUAUUAAAUCUAUCAAGGAACAGUGCGGUACCUACUCUAGCAACGCGGCUUCCGUUUUAUCUCCUGCUUCCCUCUCAUCUUGCUCCGCCUAUACCUCCAACUCGUUUUUCGAUAAAUCAGAUCUCAAGGACUUCCUACCGAUCAUAAAUGAUGCGGAAAGUGAUUAUACUCGGAAACAUUCCUCUAGCAACAUUGGGAACAAUCGACAAGAUGAUGCCGAAAUCGUCGAUAAUAGCCAGUACGAUGGCAAAAAGUGUGAGGAAGAGAAUGUUAUUAUGGAGAAAAUUGAGGAAGACAGAACUGUCGGAAAGGAUAGAAUCGAACACUUAUUGAGAACUCUGAGGCGGAGCGAUAAAGGGGGUAAUGUUGACGUGACGGAUUUAUCAAAAAUCUGCAAAACAAUAGUCGAACUUGAAAUGGCUAAAUCUCAAACUAUAUCCCAGCUUCAAAGUAAAUUGGAUAAGUUGUUAUCCAGUUCCGAAAAUUGUCACGAACCCAGCCAAUCCUCUCAUACCUAUUCCAAGAAUCACCAAUCUUGCAAUGAAUCCAACCAGAAACUACAAUGCAAAUACGAGUUGAAUAGCAGCGAACCCUUCAAAAUGGCGGAUAAUAGUGUUUUCAACUACGAAAGAACAUCAUUCGAACCCUUACUGCAGGUUAAUAGUGAUCACGGUGCUUCAUCGGAGGGUAUCUCGGAGUAUAACGAGGAUCGUUCUGUCAAACGGUACAACCAAUCAGAAGGGACACCCAGCAUCAAAAGAAAUCGAGUGAUGGAAAGUCACGAUUUUCCCUUUAAAAGGAAAACGCGCUCGGAGCCGCUCAUUUCAGAUGCCAUAUCGUUUCACGUCAACUUUGAGGGUGAUUAUUCCUUUUCAUCGGCCAAGGACUAUUGCCAUCUUCCAAAAGCCAAAAACGAACAAAUUUCUGGUUCCAACCCCCAAAAUAUCUUUAAAGUGGAAUCGAAAAAUUUGCCCCUGAGAAAUUUUAGUCUGAACCUAUCCCCUCGCGAAUUUUCCGCAUCCUAUGACGACUUAAAAAAUAUGUCUCACCAAUCAUUGCCUAACAUCAAACCGGACCCUCGCCGCUUCAAUGACGCUUUUAACAAUGGAUCCAGUCACCUUAUGCUGAUGAAAGAAUAUUUUGACUACGAUCGCUGGUUAAAAACUGGUCAAGAUCCUGCUGGUAUUCCUUUUAAAAGUAGAUUCGCCGAGGACUCGUUACUCAACGAUUUCAAGAAAUACAAUCAGUGCCCAUUUUGUGGUAAAGUUAUGUGCAGCGAUUCCUCCCUCAAAGUUCAUAUCCGGUCUCAUACCGGGGAAAAGCCUUUCUCGUGCGAAGUUUGCGAGGCCUCCUUUACGACCAAAGGAAAUCUUAAGGCGCAUUCGAUGAGACACCAGGAUGACAAACGCGCGCUAUUUCAUCGAGGCCAUAGAAAAUUUUCGACAAGCACCCAGGAUUGGAAUAAAACGUACUUGAACCAAAUGAUGCAAACGUUGAAGGGCUUUAACAACGCUUAUAAAUCCCCGCCAAUCAAUUAUUCGGGAAAAUCGGAGCCUCUAAUACCUCCCAUUCCUUAUUUUCCUAGUGUCAAGGCCUUCGCUACUCCAUCAAAAUCUCCCCGUUUAGGUUUGGUUAAAGUAGCUACACUCGAUGUUAAUCAGCAUUCAAGCUUAAUAGAUUACAAGGUCAAGUCCAAUCAAGAUCUAAAAAGUCAUGACAUAGAUAUGGAUGUGACAAAACUCCACACUACGUGUAACAUAUGUCGCAAAGUUCUGGCAUGCCAUUCGGCGUUAGAAAUUCAUUACAGAUCUCACACCAAAGAGCGGCCAUUUAAAUGCGAAAUUUGUGACAGACAUUUCUCGACAAAAGGUAAUAUGAGACAACACAUGCUAACCCACAAGUCUCAAUUGAGUCCAAGCAUGCUAAAUUCAUUGGUUGGUAGAAAUAACUCCGCAUCAACAAUUAUUCGUUCUCGCAAGCAAAAUGUCACUCCUUCCUUGUCUGUCAGUUUGGCAAACUUGAACGAGUCAAAAUCCGGAAGUUUAACGCCUCCUCACUUUUCACCUCCAUUAUCGGCGGAAAUUUUAUUAAGGAGAGGUAACAAAUACGAUAAUACUCCUAAGGUAAGCCCGACCAAGCUCGAAGAGAGUUUAGCAGUUCAUCCAACGGCUAUACCAAACACCUUUUCGCAAAAUAUUAAAUCCAUUCCAUUCCCACCAAUGUCUUCUCAACCUUUCGCCUCUUUAAACCCCUUACACCACCCUUACUUUUUUCUACCUCCAUCGAUUGAUGGUCUCUCUGUUCCUCCUUAUUUUUCCCCCUACGAUAGAUACGUGCAAUACAUGUCCACCGCAAUGCUACAGGCCAAGCAAUCAAACAUCGCUUUUUCAGAAAUGGCCCCAUAUUAUUACCCGUCUCCUUACAUGAUGUUCCAUCCUAAUAUGAUUUCUCCCAAAUUUGACCCAAAUACCAUAUCUACCUCUAUUCCUACCCCUUCGAAAGAUUCGACUUCGUUUAGCCCAUCAUCAAAGCCACUAUCCUUGGUGAAAGAUGACGAUACUAGCAUAUCUAAUAUCCCACCGCAAAGGCCGCCUACAGAAAUACCCCCUUUUACGAGUUACUAUCCUUUAACAUUUACGCAACAGUCAGAAGACCAAGACGAUAAAUCCUGUGAUUCAAAAUCCUUGGAUAGCCCUGACACAUGUGCCAAAAGUUAUGACAAGAAUGCCAACGAUAGCUCAAAUAACCUAAAAAGGGAAGCCAAUUCAACACCACAAUGCAAUAUGAACCAAAAUGAAAAUCAAGAUAAUAAAGACUCCCUACUCAAAAAUCAAUGUCCAGUUUGCUUGAAACAUUUUUCAAGCACCAGUGCAAUGCAUAUCCACAUGAGAACUCAUACCGGAGACCGCCCGUUCAGAUGCCCGUUAUGCGAUAGGGCCUUCACCACUAAAGGAAAUUUAAAAGUACACAUGGGCACGCAUUCGCACCCGCACAAUAUCAAUGCCUCUCUAUGAUACUAACGAUAAGCUUAAAAUUAUUU
This is a messenger RNA of Gordionus sp. m RMFG-2023, 3550 nucleotides long. RefSeq lists its product as uncharacterized. The record is from RefSeq and is a predicted model, not a curated record. Gene Ontology annotation, cellular component: nucleus. Gene Ontology annotation, biological process: regulation of transcription by RNA polymerase II. NCBI's taxonomy places the organism in Eukaryota, Metazoa, Nematomorpha, Gordioida, Chordodea, Parachordodidae. Bases 138 to 3524 code for a protein of 1128 amino acids. Gene Ontology annotation, molecular function: DNA-binding transcription factor activity, RNA polymerase II-specific; RNA polymerase II cis-regulatory region sequence-specific DNA binding. The transcript has 8 exons.